Molecule: messenger RNA, 741 nt
Organism: Humulus lupulus (European hop)
Lineage: Eukaryota; Viridiplantae; Streptophyta; Magnoliopsida; Rosales; Cannabaceae
Exons: 1
Coding region: 1-741 (246 amino acids)
Source: RefSeq, a predicted model, not a curated record
AUGUAUGUGAAGAUCGAGACCUCAAGACUAGAUUAUUUUAGAGGCAAGCAACAACAUAUUCGAUCAGAGUUGUAUCAUGGUAUUGUUGAUACAAUUACGCUUGGGGAAACAAAUCCUUCUAAUGUUGGGAAACAAAUUAUACUCCCAUCUUCUUUUAUUGGAGGUCCAAGAGACAUGAGAAAAAGAUAUAUGGAAGCAAUGGCUUUAGUUCAACGUUACGACAAGCUUGACAUUUUCUUAACGAUGACAUGCAAUCCAAAUUGGCCAGAAAUUACAAAUGAACUAAGUCCACACGAGGAGAGUCAAAAUCGACCUGAUUUGGUUGCUCGAGUCUUUCAUGCGAAAUUGGAAGAAUUAAAGGACCAGUUAUUCAAAAGGCAAAUAUUCAUAAAAGUGUCAGCAUAUGUCUAUGUUAUUGAGCACCAAAAAAUGGGUCUUUCGCAUGCCCACUUUUUAAUUAUCUUACAAAAUGAGUGGAAACUUCAUGCACCAGAAUCUUUUGAUGAGAUCAUAUCAGCAGAGAUACCUGAUAAAAAUGCAAACAUCCACCUCCAUAACGUUGUUGUGAAGCACAUGAUGCAUGGACCAUGUGGAGUAUUGAAUCCAUCAAAUGUUUGCAUGAAAAGAAAUCGUGGAUGCAAAAGUAAUUAUCCAAAGAAUUAUGCAUCUGCGACAACUGUUGGAAACGAUUGCUUCCCAAUAUAUAGGCGCUCAAACAAUGGAAUGAUUGUGAAGGUCUGA